UUAGGGCAGAAAUGUCCGAGCUCCCCGGUGGGUGGGGGCACCAAAGCCCUCCACAGGACCAGGGCAGACGGCGGCUCGUUUCCCGAGCCAAAGCUCCAUGAAAAAGAUUGAAGGCUGACCUUCCCGUCAAUCAGUCCUCGCUGUCGCCAUCUUGCGAUGACACAACGACCGUUCUUUCCUCACUUCCCAGAGGAGCAGAAACCUGAAGGCAAUAAUGGGAAAAUAAAAAUCCCCUGCAGGGUGUUGCUAAUGAAGCUCAUACAUACUGUAGCUCAUUAUCCGCCGCUGGGAAUUAGCUCACAUUUGACUGCCAUGUUGUCCUCCAUUGUGCUGUUUGUUGAAUGCACUAAGCCACACGCAUAUUUGCUUCUUAAAGGGGACAUUGGGUCUUUUUCACACAUUUCUGAGCUAUUAAUGUCAAUACAAUGCUGCAUUAUGCCAAGGUGUCAUAUAAUUAGCAAGUUAGCUCUGAGAGAAGUUUGGGGUGGCGCUCUGUGGCGUCACAGAGCCGGUUGAUGACUUCCUUAUAUGGGCGUGCCCGGCACAUGAUGUAGGUUACAUCAUCUAGCGCCCACCAACACCACAGAUACAUUGUAGUCCUGUGGGAGACUGAUGAGUAGUGUCUAUUUAUGGUGCAUUUAGGUACAUCCUGACAUUUCACCCGAAAUGCUAACAGUUUAUAAUGUGAACGGUGGAUGUGACCCAUGUCAUUUUACGGUUAAUUCAGACAUAAAUGAAAUUGCGUUGUGAGUGAAAACGUAGAAAAAUAAAUAUCACGUCUAACUAGAUUGAGCCUCGAAGGCCACCGUAGACAACAAUCCAUUUCCGCUUCCGGUAAGUGGCAGCGUUAGCGAGAUAUAAAUAACCAUAUUAUUCGCUCGAUGGCGGAAUAUUCCAGCGUCAAAUCAACCAAACUAGUUCUGAAAGGCGUAAAUAAAGGGAAAAAGAAGAAGCACAAAGAUAAGAAGAGAAAAGCAGCAGAUGAUGAAUCCAAACUUGAUGUUGUUGGCGGUUGGUGGGCCGUCCGCCAUUUUGGAGAGAUCAACGGCAUGGUUGCCAUAGAGAUGCACAACAACUCGUACAUCCACGCCCUGGACAAUGGUCUCUUUACUGUGGGCGUGCCACACAAAGAUGAUGAAGGACCCGACCCUCCUGAACAGUUCACGGCCGUCAAGCUCUCUGACAGCAGGAUAGCCUUGAAGUCCGGGUACGGCAAGUACCUGGGACUCAACGCAGACGGUCUGGUGGUGGGCCGCUCCGACGCCAUCGGCUCCAGGGAGCAGUGGGAGCCCGUUUUUCAAGAAGGAAAGAUGGCUCUCCUGGCCGCAAACAGCUGCUUCAUCUCCUACAGCGUCAGCGGCGACAUCGAGGCCACGAGCAAGACGGCGGGCGAUGGCGAGAUGGUGAAGAUCAGGUCGUGUGCGGAGCGAGAGGUCAAGCGCAAAGAUGACAUCGCAGAUGAGGACCGAGGCAACGUGAAGUCCUGCGAGGUCAAUUACGUGAAGAAGUUUCAGAGUUUCCAGGACCGCCGCCUCAGGGUGAACGAGGACGAGACGUCCACGCUGAAGAAAGCACGGCUGGAUGGGAAGUUUCACGAGGCGUUACUGGACAGGAGGAGCAAAAUGAAAGCGGACCGAUACUGCAAGUGAAAGACUUGACGUCUUUGUUAUGGAAAUGUGUAUUUUUUUUAAUGGACCACAUCUUGUGGUGUUAUCUUGGAAUAAACUGGUCAUGGUCAAAUC
This is a messenger RNA of Doryrhamphus excisus (bluestripe pipefish), 1742 nucleotides long. RefSeq names its product FSHD region gene 1 (gene frg1). Lineage: Eukaryota; Metazoa; Chordata; Actinopteri; Syngnathiformes; Syngnathidae. Gene Ontology annotation, molecular function: actin filament binding. The record is from RefSeq and is a predicted model, not a curated record. Gene Ontology annotation, cellular component: nucleolus; catalytic step 2 spliceosome; striated muscle dense body.